UUAAUGACUUUUUUUUUUAUCAUGACAUGAAUGGUCUCCCUUCUAUAUAAUCAGGGCUUCUCCAUGAUUUAGUCCUCCACCAUGGGAGGAAGCAUGAAGGUUCAUCAGUUCGCACGUGGACUCUGGGAAGCGCACGAGCCAUCUCUAACCCUUGGCUGCAAACGUUUACGCCCUCUGGCUCCCAAACUCCAACCCAAUAGCCCUGACAGUAGUACUAUUAGUUCCUCUGCUACUACUUCUCCAAACUCUAUUGCUCCCUUCGAUCUCAAGAUCUUCAUUAGACCUGAAAGUGGUCCUCGAAAGCUUGGAUCUUCUCUUGAUCACCACAAGAAAGAUUCAUCUCAGGUUGAAACACACCCGGGUGGGACACGGUGGAAUCCAACGCAAGAACAGAUAGGAAUACUGGAGACGCUGUAUAGGGGAGGAAUGCGGACUCCGAAUGCCCAACAAAUCGAACAAAUCACGGCGCAGCUUGGUAAGUUCGGGAAGAUUGAGGGCAAAAAUGUCUUUUACUGGUUCCAAAACCACAAGGCUAGGGAGAGACAGAAGCAAAAGCGUAACAGCCUUGGCCUCAGCCAUAGUCCACGAACUCCCACCAGUACGAACACCAACACCUCCAACACCAUACCUGCCGUUACCGUAGCUUUAGACACCAGCAGGCUAGGGGGAGAGUACGUAGUAGAAAGAGAGCAAGAGGGUUGUACUAGUCCGUACAAGAGAAAGUGUAGGAGCUGGGGAUUCGAAUGUUUGGUAGAAGAUUAUAGUAGAUUAUGUUAUGGUAAUAAUGAGGAGGAGGAUCAGGAUCAGGAGGGAGAUAGAACUCUGGAGCUUUUUCCAUUGCACCCGGAAGGAAGAUGAUCAUGAUGAUGGGGAGUUUUUAGGAAAAUAAUAAUAAUAUAGUAGUUUAAAUUCUUGGGGUAUAUUUUCAGCUUUAAUGUUUCUAUGCCAUCCUUAUAUUAGCUACUUUGAUUAUCCGUCUAUCUAUCUAUCUAUCUAUCAUGUGCUAGCUUUUGUUCACUUUUCUUUUUCUUUCUUUUUUCUUCCCUUCGGGAAAAGAAGAAAAAGAGAAGUUGUCUCUUUGUACUACUGAUAUGAUCUGAUAUCUGCUGCUUAUUGGAAACAAAGCGCGCUUUGUCACUGAUCUUUAUUCCAA
Humulus lupulus (European hop) is the source of this 1153-nucleotide messenger RNA. Its product is annotated as WUSCHEL-related homeobox 4. Gene Ontology annotation, molecular function: DNA-binding transcription factor activity; DNA binding. Gene Ontology annotation, cellular component: nucleus. The transcript is spliced from 3 exons. The record is from RefSeq and is a predicted model, not a curated record. Bases 82 to 858 code for a protein of 258 amino acids. Lineage: Eukaryota; Viridiplantae; Streptophyta; Magnoliopsida; Rosales; Cannabaceae. Gene Ontology annotation, biological process: phloem or xylem histogenesis; cell division; procambium histogenesis.